GGAGCUGUGGAUUAGGUUGUGCAGGGCGCAGCGGAACGAGCCUUUCUGGCAUAACAGAGCCAGGGGGACUUGGGGCUCGCGGUUACUGGAUCCGGGGCCGCAGCGACAGGCUUGGGUGUGCGAGAUUGGAGUCCGAGCCAGGUCGUCCUGCCCUGCACACCUUUCCUUCCAGAUCUCUUCUCGUGUCUUAGCCCUGGGGUCAAAUUGAUCCGAGUUGAGCACCUCCUGGGGUGGGAAGAGGACGCUUUCCCUGAUGGGUAUGAGGACAAAUUGUCUUGAAGAAGGGUGCAGUCAUCCUCGGAUUUUGUGCACACAGGCUCCCAGCAUGUUUUCAAGCUGCUGCAUCCGAGACUAGAAUCACAAAGUUGACCAUAUGGGAUCCAGCGGCCCUCUUAUAUCUUGACACUCACUUUUAAGGAUGGUGGGAGCUGGCUGGAAAUGCCAAACGGAAUAAAAAUCGUGGAUUCUGUCCUUUUGUAGAGUUUCUAAGUAAAUGGCUCGAAGGGAGCGUUCAGCCCGUUUUGGCCUCGUUCAGUCAAACUAUUACUGCUACUGGCCGAGAGUGAAGCUGGAGUUCCAGCCCAGCCAGGGUCCCUUCUGUGGCGACUGGUACCAACAGCGGCAGGGCUCCUGCCUGCUCUCUGGCUGUAGCAAUGGCGGUGCAGCGGAUGGAGAUGGACACAGCCUUCUUUCUGCACAUGGGCCCCCGGACCCCCCAGCUGGAACGUUGGUUAUGCCUGAGGAAACCACAGCUCUUACUGAAAACCAAGAUGAAGACCCACUAGAAGAUCCAAAUCUUCACUUGAAUAUUGAAGAAUUAAACAAAGAGUUUAUGGCAAAAAGUGAAGAACUCUACAACUCCCUCCUGAGCUGUCACUGGCAGCCUCUGGACACAGUUCACUCUGAAAUCCCAGAUGAGACUCCAAAGUGAAGAAAGGAGUCCAUUAAGCACCCCGGCUCUCUUAUUCAUUGUGAGAUGUUUUCUUUUGGGAAUAAAAAUCAUUCUUC
This is a messenger RNA of Tupaia belangeri chinensis (Chinese tree shrew), 1008 nucleotides long. RefSeq names its product chromosome unknown C6orf52 homolog (gene CUNH6orf52). The coding region runs from base 494 to 931 and encodes 145 amino acids. NCBI's taxonomy places the organism in Eukaryota, Metazoa, Chordata, Mammalia, Scandentia, Tupaiidae. The transcript is spliced from 6 exons. The record is from RefSeq and is a predicted model, not a curated record.